UUGAUAGUUAGUAUCAGAUUAAUAUUCUAUAUCUACUUCGACUACCUGUUCAUCUCACGAUGGAAUGUAGUGUGAAAGUGGAAGUUUUGUAUGUUCAACAUUGUUGAAAGAGUAGGUGAUCGAACUGAUCAAUAUAGUUGAAAGGCGGUGAAGUUUUGUGAAUAACUGCCAAGGAAUUGGAAGAUAUAUGUCAGAAUGAACGACCUCAACGAUUCCACUCAUGCAUAUGUUGAAGACAUUUCAAAAGAAAACAUUUCUGAAGCCUUGGCAAAAAAACUGAAAACGAAGCAUUUUGUAAUUCUGAGAUACAGAAAUGAGCCACAUCAGGAGAAGAAUGGGUUAUUGGGAGAUCACAGAAUUAUUUUCGUAACAAUCCUAAACGCUGAAGGAAUAGAAGAGAAUAUAUCGUUUUUCCUGAAACUUUUUCCAAAAGAAGCGGCACCAGCAAAAUUCGCAGAAGGUUUGGGUGCUUUCAGAAAAGAAGUGUUCAUCUACAGUAUGCUGGAAGAAUUUAUUGAAAAAGGAGUUGAUAUUGCCGCCAACGUAGCGCCCAAGUGUUACUUGGCAGAGUACAACAAGCACUUGGUUCUGGAUAACCUAUUGGAAGAAGGCUUCAAGAUGUUGGACAAACAUGAAACUCUUGAUUUUGAAUCUGUCCUGAUCGUUCUCCAAGCCCUGGCAAAACUGCAUGCUGCUAGUAUAAUUUAUGAGGAAAAAUUAAACAAGAACUUGUUACAAGAAUACGAAGAGGAUUUGGAGGAAAGCUUCUACAAUGAUCGAGAAGGUUUCAUCAACUCCAGAGGUAUUGAGGCCUCUAUCAAGUGUGUCGUGAAGGAAAUUGAGAUAUUCGACUUCCCCCCGAUACUUUCAUCUGGGAAAUGCUUUGCUGAAAUAGCUAUAACAACGUGUUUGAAAAUCUAUCAGUUGGUGAAACCUUCCAAGAAGUUCCGGAACGUCCUGAACCACGGCGAUCUUUGGAUGACAAACUUCAUGUUACGGUACGAUAAGGAUCACGUUGCAAGGGAAUGUAAAUUCUUCGAUUUUCAAUUUGGACGAUACGCGCCCCCCUCCCAAGAUGUACUUUCGCUGAUUUAUUUGACGACUACCAGGGAAUUCAGGGAAAAAUAUAUGUACCAAAUCAUAGGCAUGUACUAUAGUUAUUUGGAGAAGCAUUUGAAGGUAUCGGAUUUGAAUAUAAAUGACAUCAUACCGUUUUCUGAUUUCAUGGAAAGUUGUGAGGAACAGAAGUUGUUUGCAAUUGUACAGACUGCUAUGUAUUUUCCACUUAUAUUGAUCAGUAAUGACGAAGUGAAAGAAUAUUUUUCCGAUGAAAUUCUCAACGAGAAAGCUCUCUUCGAGGAUCGGAGCUACCUUGUGUUGGCUCACAAGGACACUGACGAAUCUUACGAGAAAAGGCUGAGGGAAUCCAUUCGAGAUCUCAAGGACUUUUGCGAAUAUUUAUAGUAUAGGGACUCAUGCAGACUCUAAGAAGUAAACUCAAAUAUACAUGAAAGCUUGAGUAGUUCUAAUUUUAAUGCCAUUUUGGUGAAUUUUCCAUUAGUUCUAGAUGAAAUUGUUAAUCAAGAGAUCAGUACUUGUUUUCUCAUUGUAGAAGAAAUAUUCCAUUGUAACAAUUUCAAAAAAUUCAGUUUACUGAAUUCGAAUAAUCGUAGUGCUAUAGUUUGGACUAUAAUUUCUUAUUGACAAUUCUGUAGACGUAUCAAUUAUAAAAUAGUUUCAAUGUCUAGAAAUGUUUUUUAGGACAAAUUAUUGUUGAAUAAACUAUAUCAAAAAGAAUAAACAGU
Molecule: messenger RNA, 1805 nt
Organism: Leptinotarsa decemlineata (Colorado potato beetle)
Lineage: Eukaryota; Metazoa; Arthropoda; Insecta; Coleoptera; Chrysomelidae
Source: RefSeq, a predicted model, not a curated record